This is a messenger RNA of Hymenoscyphus albidus, 1657 nucleotides long. Lineage: Eukaryota; Fungi; Ascomycota; Leotiomycetes; Helotiales; Helotiaceae. The record is from the annotation of a GenBank genome assembly.
GAGCUUUUCGUGUAUCAACAAGGAGACUUACUUGAUGGGCAUCCUCGCAGAUGUUUGUGAGGCUGUUUGGUUGGCGUCGUUGCUAUUGCUGUUCUGUGGCGGACUCGGUCAAAAUGGAACCCCCACUGUUCGAAAAGCGGCACCCUCAGCACUCAAUCUUCGGUGAAACGUUUAUGUCACAAUAAUAACCGCUGAUUCGGUGGAGGAGACGUAUUUAUUGGGGGUUUCAAUUAUUUAGACUUGAGGUUUCUUCGAGUCGAGAUCAAAAUGCUCGCAACUCUGCACUGUCAACUCAAUAUCUCCACCGCUCCAGCCAGCGUCUCUGGCCGCCUCUCACGCCUCUAUCUGCCUUGCGCCUUCUCGUGCAUGGAACUCUGCCGGUCGAUCCUCGGGAAGAGGGGCACCGAAAAAAGAACCUGGCGUGGCACGCCUGGCUCACUGGCUGCUCUCUAGCCCCCCCAUCAUUCACCUCAGACUCGAUGCACAUGCUUAUAAAUUCUUUAUUCCUAACCUCUUACAAAUGCUUCCUCUAACAUACUGAAAUUUUUAUAUUCGAAAUUCGUUCCAACAGCUAGAUCUGCCGCAGACGCCAAAAGUCAACUAGUACUGUUCUACCAUCGAUCGCAUCCUCGGCUUGGUCUACAUCAACACCUCCAUCAUGACGCGCUUAAUACUUUCCACGUCGUAUGAUCUUCCAAUUUGCUAUGGCUGAAGACGACAGAUGGGCUGACUAUGGUGAAAUACUAGAAACAUUAUGACUGGUGGCCCUUCGAUCAUAAGGAAGCCUGGCGCAUCCAAUCUUGAACUAACGAAUUCUCUGCGAUCAAACUUUCAAAAUGCGCAACAGGGUUACUCUCCUUCGUCCAGAUCAAAGGCGAGUAGUCCAAGCAAUGGCGAAGAAGACGAAUCUCCUCAGCGACCCUCGCCCUCCAUUUGGACUACCCGUGAAAAUACCGAUUUUUAUAUUCCUACCAUUGACUGGACGCUAUCUGGUCUCGCCGAAGAGCCAAGCCAAUAUGAUAUUACGGUCAAACUGUUCUAUCUGCCUGGUGCGGACAUAAAAGAUAGGAGACAGCAUACCCAGGAUGCACUUCAGCUGGUAAUGAAAGAACUGGGCGUGUGUUCCGUUGACCUCUUGAUUGUGUCAUUCCCAGGCAUGUCUUUUGAAGGCGAUUGUGAAUGGGAUGCCGAUAAAAAGAAUUCAGCACAAGGAAACGACGACGAAGAAGUAGCCUCAUGGGCCGCCCUCGAAGAACUCUACGAUCAAGGCGUCGUCAAAAAAUUGGGACUUGCUGAAUAUGGUAGUGAGAAGCUGUCAAGAUUUUUGAAGAGAGUAAGAGUACGACCCAAGGUGGACCAAGUCAAUGUCAAGGAUUGUUGUAAUGUUCCACCACCACUUCGCCAAUUAGCAAAACUUGAAGGCAUCGAACUCUAUGUGCAUAAUGACUGCACGAACAUCCUUCCAAGUGGGACUUUGAGAGAACUUCUGGGACAGGGUUCGCAAGGUGCCGGAGUACUGUCAGAGGCGAAGAGAGGGAUUGACGGUAUGAAGGGAGAAUUGACUCCUGAGUGGGUUGUCAAGUAUACCGCAGUCGUUAGAGAUCGAGGUGUCAUCGAAAACAAGGGUUACUUUGCCGUUGCAGAGCUGCGAGAAUAA